GAUCAAAUUGUUUGAUACUGAUACAUUACUAACCUUACAAAGCAAUACGACAGGGAUCAUGAUAAGAUAACAGACCCCUGCACAACAAAGCUACCCCACGUCACGAAGCUUUUUCCCCUCUAUGAAAUCAUCGAUAUCAUCCUGUCGUUAAACAUCAACAGCUACAUCAACAACUACAUAUACAUAUACCUAUAAUAUUAAUAUGACUUUCCAACAAGAACUUAAUUCAUGGCUAUCUCCAUCUCCAACUGACGUUCAAUCACCUCCAGAAAUCAACUCCAAAGCACCUUCAUCGUCCAAACUUCCAUUACCAAAUUCCAAUCGAAAGCCUACUAUUAUCACAUUCCUCCGACAUUGUGGCUGCCCAUUCGCAGAAAAGACCUUCCUCACCCUUCGCAAUCUUGCCACUUCUUACCCAAAUAUCAACAUAAUAGCCAUCUCUCAUUCUACAUCAUCCUCGACCGACACUUGGGUUGAAUCCCUUGGCGGCGCUGGCCCCAUCCAAGUAGUCGUUGAUUCUGAUCGAGAAAUAUAUGCACAAUGGGGAUUAGGCACUAGUUCCGCCUGGCACGUACUAAAUCCCUGGAGUAUGUUUUCCGUCUUUAAGCUUGGGCGCGAAGAACAGAUAUGGAAUAGACCCACGGAGAGUGGAAGUCGAUGGCAGACGAGUGGGAGUUGGGUUGUGGAUAAGGAGGGGAUCGUGAAGGGAGGUGGAGUGGCGAAGAGUGCGGACGAAAUUAUGAAUUUUGAGGCAAUUAAGUUAAUUGAGUGAUGGUGGCUGUAUGUUUUAAUAGUAUCAUGGUUGACAAAAUGAGAUACAACGACGAUAGUUACUUUAAUUUGGUAAUGGGUAAUGCUUUUGGGAUAUUGUUGGCA
Botrytis cinerea B05.10 is the source of this 876-nucleotide messenger RNA. It is a transcript of the gene Bcprx6, whose product is annotated as Bcprx6. NCBI's taxonomy places the organism in Eukaryota, Fungi, Ascomycota, Leotiomycetes, Helotiales, Sclerotiniaceae. The transcript is spliced from 2 exons. The record is from RefSeq and is a predicted model, not a curated record. The coding region runs from base 203 to 772 and encodes 189 amino acids.